AUGGUUGAAUUAAGGAAGCGCAAAGCACCCGCCGAGCCCCCUAAACCCAGUACAAAAAAGACGAAGAAGGUCACCAAACUUGAUGCUCCUGCUGCUGUCGCUGCCAUACCAACGCCCAAGAAAGAAGAGGCCUUGAAUGCGGACGCGACGCCUGUGGCUCCGUCGUCGCAGAAGAAACCGCCGAAGAUCGGCGACACAAUUGACCUCGAUCAGAUCGGAACCAAUAUCACGACUCACGACGGAGCUCCAACGACGUUGAAGUCGCUGGUUGAGCAGAGCGCCUCCGGUGUCGUUUUGUUUACCUAUCCGCGCGCUUCAACACCUGGCUGCACAACCCAAGUCUGUCUUUUCCGUGACCGAUACGACAAACUUACAUCUACGGGCUUGUCUAUCUUUGGACUUUCUGCCGACUCCCCCAAAGCAAACGCGAAUUUCAAAUCUAAGCAAAAUCUCCCGUAUCCUUUACUCUGUGAUCCUACAGCUAGUUUGAUUGGUGCUCUUGGACUGAAGAAGACGCCAAAGGGAACCGUCCGUGGAGUGUUUGUUGUGAGUAAGGAGGGUAAGGUACUCCUUCUAGAGUCUGGUGGACCGGCUGCUACGGCUGAUGCCGUUCAGAAGUUGGUGGAGAGUGGUUAG
Molecule: messenger RNA, 636 nt
Organism: Histoplasma capsulatum G186AR
Lineage: Eukaryota; Fungi; Ascomycota; Eurotiomycetes; Onygenales; Ajellomycetaceae
Product: thioredoxin peroxidase DOT5
Exons: 2
Coding region: 1-636 (211 amino acids)
Biological process (GO): cell redox homeostasis; cellular response to oxidative stress
Cellular component (GO): cytoplasm
Molecular function (GO): thioredoxin peroxidase activity
Source: RefSeq, a predicted model, not a curated record